UAUUAGGUCGUGAAAUGGUCGCGUUAACUUGAAAUUUGUGCUUUUACCUCUGUUGCUUUUGUUUUCCGUUGUUAAGAUAACAUUGCCAGUUGAUUUGGUCGAAUACGGUCGAAUAAAUUUGCCUCUCUCAAGAAAAGUAAAAUGAGUAUCCCCAUUUCGAAAUGUUUUUUUUUCAUCCUUUUGGCUAUAAUUUGGCAAGUUAAUUGCUCUGAAAAAGCAGCUAAUGAAUCAGAAAUACAAGAAGAAUGCUCGAGCGAUGAUAUGAAAUAUGUGGUACUACUGCUGGAUGAACUUAAAGGAUCCGCAAAACCCGAAGUGAUUGGUGUAGGUACAUUACUCAAUCCCACUACAAUUUUAACAGCGGAGAUACCAGAGACAGCUGUGGUUACGGUCAGUGUAUUCGUUACUCCUAAUACGGCUGUAGGUACGGGAAUAAAACAGGCGAGGGGUUGGUUUGGUAAUCUUUUCAAAAAUAUCGGGAAUUGGAUUAAUGUCAAAAUAGUAAAACCUAUUGUUAAUUUGUUCACGCCCGAUCCCGAGCCCGAGGUUCAUCAUCAUUAUCAUCAGGAUCAAAGCACUCGUCAAAAAAAUGUCUAUUAUAUCAAUAAUACGAUUCAGAAUAUUACCAAAAUAAUCAAGAAUAUAACAAUAAUAAAUUAUUAUGGUAAUACUUACCAUGUGGAAUCAACCGCAUACAAUUUAACUAAUAUUAUGAUCGAUAAAAAUAUAACUCUCACCAACGUCAAUAUUCAGAAUGUUCACUACAAAAGCGUUCCACUAGCGAAAGGACGCGGCAUGGGUAAUAUCGCUGUCAUAAAAAUAGAGGAAGGUCUGCUUUCUAUUCAACCAGAUUUGAAAUUUGUCAAACUCCCUGUUCCCGAAAUGCGUUCGAGGUCGGCAUCGUCACCAUCAUGGCCAUCCGAUUGGCCAAAUACACGAAAAUACGAAAAAGACAAUUUAUCCUGCAAAGGAGCUACAGUAAUUGGAUUUAAAAAAAAAUAUGAAGACAAUUCAACAGGAAUUGCAUCUGUUGGUACUAUGGAACAUGGAAAUAAAAAACGGCCUUACGUUGUUCUGGAUAAAAGCCUGGAAUGUUUGGUUGACCGAAAAGGAGAUGGACAAAUAUUUGUAGAUAACUGUCAUGCGCCAUAUGACGGACCGCUCAUAUGUGGCGACGUUCAAAUGGGAAUAAUAGCUGGCGGACAGAAUUGUGACCCAACACCAAGAAGAAGAAGAAUUAAAACAGCUGAUUCAUUCGAUUUCAUUUCAUCUGAAACGAUGUUUGACUUUGUUGUGGAACAUUUGCAAGACGAAAAGAAAAGAUCAAAGAAAACCAGUUCCACUGUACGACCGUAUACCAAUAAUUCUUUAAUUCUAACGAUUAUUGUAUUUUGGGUUUUCAAAUAAAAAUUAAAUUUUUAAUUUA
This is a messenger RNA of Ceutorhynchus assimilis (cabbage seed weevil), 1426 nucleotides long. NCBI's taxonomy places the organism in Eukaryota, Metazoa, Arthropoda, Insecta, Coleoptera, Curculionidae. The record is from the annotation of a GenBank genome assembly.